AUUGGCUAUAACUAUCACAAAAACUACCAAAACCAUGAACCCUACCUUUUACUUAGUUCUUGCCUUAACCGCGGUUUUGGCCUCAAACGCAUGUGGUGCCGUUGUCGACAUCGACGGCAACACCAUAUUCCACGAGAGUUACUACGUUCUCCCUGUCAUACGUGGCCGAGGAGGCGGCCUGACUCUAGCAGGCCGCGGUGGUGAGCUAUGUCCUCUCGAUAUCGUGCAGGAAUCUUCAGAACUCGAUGAGGGCAUUCCCGUGAAAUUUUCAAACUGGAGGCUUAAAGUUGCAUUCGUUCCCGAAUCACAGAACCUCAACAUCGAAACAGACAUCGGAGCCACGAUCUGCGUUCAGUCAACCUACUGGCGGGUCGGUGAGUUUGACCACGAGAGGAAGCAGUACUUCGUUGUGGCUGGUCCUAAACCAGAAGGGUUUGGACAAGAUUCGUUGAAGAGUUUCUUCAAGAUCGAGAAAUCUGGGGAUCUUGGUGCUUACAAGUUUGUGUUCUGUCCUCGGACUUGCGACGCUGGCAGUCCAAAAUGCAGCGAUGUCGGGAUAUUCGUGGAUGAACUCGGCGUUCGUCGUUUGGCUUUAAGCGAUGAGCCUUUCUUGGUUAUUUAUGGCCGCCACGACCACAAACGCCGCCAAGCCCAUUCUCGACAUGAACGGAUCGGAGAGAUCAUAAGAGGCGGUGCUUAUCGGGUUUUCCCCGUCAGAAACUAUUGGGAUCACAACAGAGGGGGCGGCCUGAGUUUCGCUAGCCAUGGUAGAAAUCAAUGUCCUCUCGACGUGGUGCAGGCACCAUCCAUGUACGACGAUGGCGUUGCCGUAAAAUUCUCAAACUGGAGGUCUGGACUUAACUUCGCUCCCGAAGCAGAGAACCUCAACAUCGAGAUGGCCAUAGCAGACACGUUGGCCUGCAUUAACUCAAACUACUGGCGGAUCGAUUAUGACAGCGGGCGGGUGAUGGCUGGUCCGAAGCCAGAAGAAUAUAUACGAAGAAGAUGGUUUCUUCCAGAUACAGAAAUCUGACUAUCAUCAUCACUACAAGUUUUCGUUUUGUCCUGGCUUCGGAGGAAGCAGAAAACUUUCAUGGCCCAGCUAUGAAUGCACCGAUAUUGGGAUACAUGAGGAUAGAUUUGGCGUUCGACGUUUGGCUUUAAACGAUGGGGAUUACUGGCAGGCUGAUUACUGGGUUAUGUUCAAGAAAGCUAAUGAGACAGG
This is a messenger RNA of Arabidopsis arenosa, 1225 nucleotides long. The record is from the annotation of a GenBank genome assembly. NCBI's taxonomy places the organism in Eukaryota, Viridiplantae, Streptophyta, Magnoliopsida, Brassicales, Brassicaceae.